UUGCCUGCUCAAGUCCUGAACAGCAGGAUUUUACUCGUGAUUGCUCUGGGUCGUUGGGGUUGAUAGUAAUAAGGGAUAGUGUCCUCAUUGGACAGAAAGACUGUAAAAGGAGCUGAAAAUCCCCACUUCAAUUGGGAGUUCUCUGGGAGGCCCAGGAGAUUUUAUUCUGCUGGUUUCCUUUUUUGAGUAUCUAUCCGAGCUUGAUACCUACUGGCUCUAAACUUCUGUGUCUCUAAGUGCACCUAUCCACGAACUGCAAUUAAUUGAAACAAGGAAUCAAAAAGGGGUUUCAGAAGACUGGAAGAAGAAUGCUCCGAGGUCGAUCAUUAUCUGUGACAUCCCUGAGUGGGCUUCCUCAGUGGGAAGCUGAAAAACUUCCUGUGGAGGAUUUACUGCUCUUUGAAGUUUCUUGGGAGGUAACCAAUAAAGUGGGAGGCAUCUAUACCGUGAUUCAGACAAAGGCCAAAACGACUGCAGAUGAAUGGGGAGAAAAUUAUUUUCUGAUAGGUCCAUACUUUGAGCAUAAUGUGAAGACUCAGGUGGAACAGUGUGAACCCGUGAAUGAUGCUGUCAGAAAAGCUGUGGAUGCAAUGAACAAGCACGGCUGCCAGGUGCAUUUUGGAAGAUGGCUGAUAGAAGGGAGUCCUUAUGUGGUGCUCUUUGACAUAGGCUAUUCGGCUUGGAAUCUGGACAGGUGGAAGGGUGACUUCUGGGAAGCAUGCAGUGUCGGAAUCCCUUAUCACGACCGAGAAGCCAAUGAUAUGCUCAUAUUUGGAUCUUUAACUGCCUGGUUCUUAAAAGAGGUGACAGAUCAUGCGGAUGGUAAACAUGUCAUUGCCCAAUUUCAUGAAUGGCAGGCUGGAACUGGACUGAUUCUUUCUCGAGCCAGGAAACUCCCUAUUGCCACAAUAUUUACAACACAUGCCACGCUACUCGGGAGGUAUCUCUGUGCUGCAAAUAUUGAUUUCUACAACCAUCUUGAUAAGUUUAACAUAGACAAAGAGGCUGGGGAAAGGCAGAUUUACCACCGCUACUGCAUGGAGCGAGCUUCUGUUCACUGUGCUCACGUGUUCACCACAGUUUCUGAAAUAACAGCAAUCGAAGCAGAACAUAUGUUGAAGAGAAAGCCUGAUGUAAUUACUCCAAAUGGCUUGAAUGUUAAGAAAUUUUCAGCAGUGCAUGAGUUUCAGAAUCUCCAUGCCAUGUACAAGGCCAGAAUCCAAGAUUUUGUUCGAGGUCAUUUUUAUGGUCAUCUGGACUUCGAUCUUGAAAAGACUUUAUUUCUUUUCAUUGCUGGGAGGUAUGAGUUUUCAAACAAAGGAGCCGACAUCUUCCUAGAAUCCUUAUCCAGGCUGAACUUCCUACUGAGGAUGCAUAAAAGUAACGUCACAGCAGUGGUGUUUUUCAUUAUGCCUGCCAAGACAAAUAAUUUCAAUGUGGAAACCCUGAAAGGACAGGCAGUGCGAAAACAGCUAUGGGACACUGUGCAUUCUAUGAAGGAAAAGUUUGGAAAGAAACUCUAUGAUGCAUUACUGAGAGGAGAAAUUCCUGACAUGAAUGAUAUUUUGGAUCGAGAUGACUUAACAAUUAUGAAAAGAGCCAUCUUUUCAACUCAGCGACAGUCUUUACCUCCUGUGACCACUCACAACAUGAUUGAUGACUCCACGGAUCCCAUCCUCAGCACCAUAAGACGCAUCGGGCUUUUCAACAGCCGUUCAGACAGAGUCAAGGUGAUUUUACACCCAGAGUUUCUGUCCUCCACCAGCCCCUUGUUACCCAUGGAUUAUGAAGAGUUUGUCCGAGGUUGUCAUCUUGGAGUUUUUCCAUCAUACUAUGAACCCUGGGGUUAUACUCCAGCUGAAUGCACCGUGAUGGGUAUCCCCAGUGUGACCACAAACCUCUCCGGCUUUGGUUGUUUCAUUCAGGAGCACGUGGCUGAUCCUACUGCUUAUGGUAUCUACAUUGUUGACAGGCGAUUCUGCUCUCCAGAUGAUUCUUGCAAUCAGCUGACUCAGUUUCUUUAUGGAUUUUGCAAGCAGUCACGCCGCCAAAGAAUCAUCCAAAGGAACCGAACUGAGAGGCUCUCAGAUCUUCUGGAUUGGAGAUACCUAGGGAGAUAUUACCAGCAUGCCAGGCACCUGACUCUAAGCAGAGCUUUUCCAGAUAAAUUCCAUAUGGAGCCUAUAUCACCACCAACGACAGAAGGGUUUAAAUAUCCCAGGCCUCUCUCAGUACCACCUUCACCAGCAGCGUCUCAGGCCUCCAGUCCUCAGAGCAGUGAUGUAGAAGAUGAAAAUGAGGAUGAGAGGUACAAUGAGGAAGAUGAGGCGGAGAGGGAUCGCCUAAAUAUCAAAUCGCCAUUCUCUCUGAACCACGCUCCUCAUGGGAAGAAAAAGCUGCAUGGAGAAUACAAGAACUGAAUUCCACACUAGCUGAGCAGAGCUCAUGUAGUGAGAGCGUGGUAAAUUUAAGAGGGAUCCAAGGACUGGCACUCUUCUAAUAAAGCCAACAACCACAGGAAAGAAGCCCCUGGAAGACAGAAAAAAAAAAAAAGGUUCUUAAAACUUACAUAUUUUCUGUUACCAAGAUCAAACACUAACAAAUAACUAAAAAGAAAGGAUGCCAUUAAAAAUGUGAAUGUUUUAGAGACUUCUAACUUAGAAUCAUGAAUUAUUAUAAAUGUAAUUAUUACAAACUUUUGACUAUUGUUUAAAAACCUGAGAAAGAGCAUAAUGAAGCUUAGCUGUGUUGUAAUGCUCUGAUUCUGCGUUAUCUUCAUUCAACUGCUAAAGAUUUUCUCAGCUAUGGUGAGUUGUGUGGGGUAAAACUGACCAAGAAAAAGGAGCUGUGGAGACCAUACGUGUAGAAUCAUGAAAAUAAUAAAAGCUAUCAUUUACUGAAUAAAUACUAAGUGCCAACAUUCAAUUAACACUGACAGACUACCUGCCAGAUGGUAAUUCUCAUAUUAUGUCACAUUUUUGGGUAAAAAUAGAAGCCCACAGAAGUUACAUAGUUUCUAACUAGUUUAACUCUAGAUCAGUUAAACUACCACUGUAUAGGAAGAGGGAAAUAGUUUAUUUAAAAAAAUGCACAGGGAAUAAACUUUCAGGUAUAUAGGGGUGAAAAUACUAGAGUGGACAGAAUUCAGGAAUGAGCAGUAAGAUUCAACUAUAAAUCUGCAGGAAAUCAACAUAUAUGGACUAAAAGAGUUAAAUAGAAAGUAGUAUCUUUUAUAUUAGAGAACUAGUUCUAUUGCUGAUGGUAUAUGUACAUGUUUCAAAGACAAUUACAAUUGUUUUCUAGCAGUAUUAAAUUCAAAAGGAUCAUUUUAUUUAGGUUUUAAGUAAUUUUUAAAUAUAAAAAUGUGUGAUUUCAAAUGCUACUAUUUAGAAUUAUAAAUAUCUGGAAAAAGAAUGGCAAAGAGCCUUCGCACUAUACCUCAAACUAAGACCAUCGCAGAAUAUAAAACCCAACAACAAAGAUUUGUACCAGAAACUUCUUUAAACCAUGAAGACAAUGUAUCAUUCCAAGUUACUAAUGAUGCUGACUUCUCAUUCUUUAUUCAUCUCAAAGAUCACUUUGACUUUUAAGCUUCACUACUAAAAUUCCUAUGGAAUGAAGAAAGUCAAAGAUUUCCCCUCAUAAUCCUUAAUAAGGUGAUGAUCUUCUGCUGGAACACAAUCUGCCAUGAUGAACAGUGCUCUCCUCACUCUCUCCUUUCUUGGCCACUAUGGUCCUUACUCCUAGUUCUUCUCUGAUCUCUUCCUUUCUCUUCCAGUGUUUCUUUAUCUUCCCUAAAAUAUCAAGGUGUUCCAAGAUUCCAAUUCUAGCAUUCUAUACUCUGCACUGUGUCAAGAGCCUCUUGACUGGCUUCUCUGCCUUUUCUUUUCAAUACAUACUUUAUCCUAAUGUUAGAGCAAUUCUUCUAGAAUACCUACCUGGCUGUAUCCAUUUAGGCUUAAAAAUCUUUGUACUCCUCUCUUCCCCAAAUACUUGUCCCUAGCACAAAUUUCGUAAGAGAAUAAAGUAGGCAUUCAAAGAAAGUUUACACCUUGACCCUAAACUUCCUUUUCAGUCUCACUGCCAACCAUUUCCUUCUAUUUAUUAUAUGCCCUUGUUCUGUCACAUUAUUUUUACAACAAGCUGUGUACUUUCAAGACCUUGUUUGCUACUUCUGUCACUCAACUGUCCUUCAAUUUUUCAUUUAUGGGAUGAAUUCUAACCUAUUCUUUAAGGUAUACUUUGUUAAUAUUUCUUACCUCUGCAUGGAUUUAUCAAUUCCUUAAUUAUGCUUUUAUAAUCUAUAACAAUAUUAUGACUACAUCCUCCUGGUAUUUUUAUGGUCUUCUUUCCAUGUUAGGAAUGAGAGAUUUCCUAAAGCAGAUUUGCCCCUUACUUUGUUUUUAUGACUCUUGUAAUAUAGUGCCCGGUAAAGAGAAGACAAAGGAUAUGCAUUUUUUAAACAAAUAAUUAAGACCAACCAUAAUAAAGGUAUUUUCUCAUAUGCAUGAUACUGUUUAUUUAACUUGCUAACUGGCAUUUGCAAAAUAUUCAUUGAUCCAAAUUGCCCAUUGUGCCUUUGGUACAGGAUUUGCUAAUAUGUAUAUGCACUAAUAAACAAAUUACCAUCAAGUGGACUAUCACUUGAACUAUGAAGUGUCAGUUUUUACAUACUAAAAUUCUAGUUGCAUCUAUCUAACUAUCACUGUUUAGUUGAUGAAAUAUUAAACAAAAAGAUAUUGCUUUAAAAUGACACUAAAAUGAAUUUUACUGCAUUGAAAGUAAUUUAUAAGACAAUUUAUACUCUUGUUUAGGCAAUCAUGUACAUUUAGUAAGCAUUUUUAUAGUUGGUUGAUCUAAAACCAUAAUAAAAGAUUCAAUCUAAACAAAAAUUCAUUAAAGGAAAUGAUCAUCUUACUAACACGGAUAUAUGUAUCUGAGUUUUUGCAAUAAUUAUCUGAUACCCCAGUUUACUGAAAGAGAAAAUAAAAUGACUGCCUCACCUGAACAAGAGAAAGAAUCCAUAAAUUUCGAAGAUCAUGCCUAUCAAAGGCCAACCAAUAAGGACUACAAAUACACCACCUAGGAAAAAUCCUGUAGCUUUCAUUUUAUGUUUUUGGAAGAAGAAUCUGAAUGUUCUUUCUAAACCAAUUACAAAAGCCAAGCCAGCCACAAAUAAAACCUAGGAGAGAAAGAAAACGCAACAUAGGAAAGGUAGUUAAACACACAGCAUAAAUUUGAAAAGUAAGGUCAAAGCUAAAUAUAAUAAAAAGCACAUUUGACUUUUAACAUGGGCAACUGGCCAGAGAAAACUGCAAUAUACGACCAAGAAACAUAACCAAGGACUGGGUUUAAGCAUGUUAAAUCGUAGUUGUAUUCCACUUGUCUCAUUCCUUUCUUAUUUGAUUAAAAGGCAAAAAAGAGAAACAAAAAAAGAUGUUACAAAGGGGAAUCUGCAUUUGCAGUACUUUCCCUAAUGUGGCUGGAUGGGGAUAGCUUAAUGGAGUGAUAAGCUGGCAAGGCAUAAGACAGGAAAGCUGCCUGUAGACAUGUUAUCCAGAGGUAUUCCUCCUGGUUCUGAA
Molecule: messenger RNA, 5582 nt
Organism: Sciurus carolinensis (gray squirrel)
Lineage: Eukaryota; Metazoa; Chordata; Mammalia; Rodentia; Sciuridae
Gene: Gys2
Product: glycogen synthase 2
Exons: 17
Coding region: 309-2420 (703 amino acids)
Biological process (GO): glycogen biosynthetic process
Cellular component (GO): cytoplasm
Molecular function (GO): alpha-1,4-glucan glucosyltransferase (UDP-glucose donor) activity
Source: RefSeq, a predicted model, not a curated record